Molecule: messenger RNA, 1348 nt
Organism: Jatropha curcas
Lineage: Eukaryota; Viridiplantae; Streptophyta; Magnoliopsida; Malpighiales; Euphorbiaceae
Product: SNF1-related protein kinase regulatory subunit gamma-1
Source: RefSeq, a predicted model, not a curated record
GCAAAGAAAAAAGAAAAACACACACUUUAAAACAAUGCAAGAAUUAAAAGAGAUGAAUGUAUGGCAAGUUGAAGAUGGUAAAGGGGUAAUAGAGAAUAUAAAGAACGAUCAAAAACAAGAAAUUGACCCUUGUACAGCUCUUCAAAUAUUUCUUGAUCGCAUCCCUAUCAGUUCUAUCCCUGGCAUUCAAAAUUCUCCUGUUGUGAAUUUGAAAGCUGGAGAUAGUAUAAAAGAUUCAAUUCAGUUGUUGCAUGAGAAGAAUGUGUCUGGUGCUCCUAUUACUGAUGUUGGAAGAUUUUCAAAUCAAUAUGUGGGGUUUAUUGAUUUUGUGAGCUUAGUUCUUUGGUCUCUUGAGCAAUGUGAGAAGGCCCAUAUCCAAGCCAAGCACAAUAGUGGUGGUGAUGAUGGGACUGGUAAAAGUAGCUUCUUUGCCUUGCUUGAACAGAAUCCCGAAAUUGGAGAAACAAAGGUGGCAGAGUUAGCUAAGUCAUUCCUAUGGGAUCCAUUUUUCCCUGUAAAUUUGGAUGACACAUUGUUUCAUGUUCUGAUGCUUCUUUCAAAGCACCGCCGGCUGCAGGUUGUGCCUGUUAUAGAGCAAUUGGGGUUUCAAGUCAUUGGUUUUGUAACACAGAAUGCAGUAAUCCAGUUGUUGCUUCAAUCAAGUGGACUAGAAUGGUUCGAUGGCAUUGCAGACAAGGCAUUGUUUGAAUUCCGCUUCCCAAGUGAAGAACAAGUCAUUCUCACAUAUGGAGACCAAAGCAUAGCAGAAGCUCUGCACAUUUUGUGGGAAAGUCGAAUAGUUGCAAUUGCAGUUAUUAAUCGAGAAACUGAAAAGAUCAUUGGCUGCUUCAGUAACAGCGAUGUUUAUCUUCUUUUAGAGAAUGAUGAACUACUUGACAACAGAAAGAAGAUAACCGUGGCAGAAUUCAUUCAUAUGGAAACAGGAAACGCAGAUGCUGAUCCGGCCAUUGAACAAGACUUGGGGGCUCUCUUCUCAGCUGGAGCUCUUUGUCUAAAAAGCAGAUUCCUACCAAGAAUGCAUUGUCCGGUUACUGCCAAAAGAAGCGACACUCUCAAGCAAACAAUGAAGAAAGUAGCAGAGACAAAAGGCAAUUUUUGUUUUCUAGUUGAUGAUUCACAGAAACCAAUCGGCAUGUUCACAUUAAGAGAUAUAAUUAUUCAGUUUGCACCUCCUUGCAUAGAUUCAGGUGUUCAUGGAGGUGGUUUCUUUGAAUCUGCUCUAGAACAGACAGGGUGCCAAGUCAAAAAUGGAACCAUUGUUUGUGAUCAUUAACUUGUUUAUAAAUUAUCAGUUCAAUUUCAGUAAUAUUUGAAAUUACCAUUUUAA